AUGGUUCAACUCGCCACCUUCGCUAUUGCCUUCACCGCAGUCCUCUCUGGAUUCGCUUCUGCUAAGAGCUGCAAAAACGGUGGUGUCUACUGCGGAACGGCUCUCAUCCAAAGAGGUGAUUACCACGAUGACAUCGUCACUCAGCUAGCCGCCCACAGUCAGCCCACCGAUGAGACCCAUGUCCAACAGUCUCUGUUCGGCUGUGGUAAGGGCGGUCAAAUCACCUUCCGAGAGUACUGCAGCAAAGGCUGUGUCGGAGGUGACAAGAAGGACGACUACUGCUCCUAG
Annulohypoxylon truncatum is the source of this 288-nucleotide messenger RNA. RefSeq lists its product as uncharacterized. The record is from RefSeq and is a predicted model, not a curated record. Lineage: Eukaryota; Fungi; Ascomycota; Sordariomycetes; Xylariales; Hypoxylaceae. The transcript is spliced from 2 exons. Bases 1 to 288 code for a protein of 95 amino acids.